UACUUAUUCGUUCCCCACUCUUCUUCAGCUCCCAUUUUUCCCCACACGCACACACACCCCAGUCAGUGAGACAUUUGACCGAACGGGCGGCGCCUUGCAAAGCGCAAUGGCAAUGGCGAGUAAGAAAUCCAUGGAUGAGUUCCUUGAUCAGUGCGAGCAGUCAGGUGACGCCGCCUACAGCGCUUUCCGAUCACUUCUGGAGCGGCUGGAGGAUCCUGAAACCCGGAAAGAUGCUCGGAUUUUCUUGUCGGAUCUCCAUAAACGGUUCGACAGUAAAGAAGCGGCUGAGAAAUGUCUCCAGAGUUACCAUUUCCGGAUUGAAGAUAUUUAUCUCGAACAAUCUGAAGGUUUCCAGGUGAGAAAGAAGCUGACAAUGAUGGUCAUACCCAGUAUCUUUAUCCCAGAGGAUUGGUCCUUUACUUUUUAUGAGGGGCUGAACAGGCAUCCUGAUUCCAUCUUCAAAGACAGGACAGUAGCUGAGCUUGGUUGUGGAAACGGAUGGAUAUCCAUAGCUAUUGCUGAGAAGUGGUCACCUUUGAAGGUAUAUGGUCUUGAUAUAAAUCCAAGGGCAGUAAAAGUGGCUUGGAUAAAUCUUUAUCUAAAUGCAUUGGAUGACAACGGCGAACCAAUUUACGAUGAGGAGAAUAAAACUCUGCUUGAUAGGGUAGAAUUUUAUGAAUCUGACUUGCUGUCUUACUGCAAAGAUCAUAAGAUAGAGCUGGAAAGAAUUGUUGGGUGCAUACCACAGAUUCUUAACCCUAAUCCAGAUGCUAUGUCCAAGAUGAUUACUGAAUAUGCAAGUGAAGAAUUUCUGUAUUCAUUAAGCAACUAUUGUGCACUACAGGGUUUUGUGGAAGAUCAGUUUGGUUUGGGGCUGAUUGCAAGGGCAGUUGAAGAAGGAAUUGAUGUCAUAAAACCUAUGGGGAUUAUGAUUUUCAAUAUGGGAGGUCGUCCUGGACAUGCUGUUUGUAAGCGCUUAUUUGAGCGCCGUGGUCUCUGUCUUACCAAGCUUUGGCAAACGAAAAUUCUUCAGGCUGCUGACACAGAUAUAUCAGCUUUAGUUGAAAUUGAAAAGAGUAGUCCGCAUCGAUUUGAAUUUUUCAUGGGCCUUGGUGGCGAUCAGCCAAUUUGUGCUAGAACUGCAUGGGCCUAUGGAAAAGCUGGUGGUCGUAUUUCACAUGCAUUAUCAGUCUAUAGUUGUCAACUCCGUCAACCAAGUCAGGUAAAAAAGAUCUUUGAGUUUCUCAAAAAUGGGUUCCAUGACAUCAGCAACUCCUUAGAUUUGUCCUUUGAAGAUGAUUCUGUUGCAGAUGAGAAAAUUCCCUUCCUAGCUUACCUUGCUAGUGUUCUUAAAGAGAACUCAUUUUUGCCUUAUGAGCCACCAGCAGGAAGCAAACAGUUCCGAAGUCUCAUUGCGGGGUUUAUGAAAACCUACCAUCAUAUUCCCCUCAGUGCUGAUAAUGUUGUUGUAUUUCCUUCAAGGACUGUGGCAAUUGAGAAUGUUCUUCGAUUGUUCUCACCUCGUCUUGCCAUUGUGGAUGAACAUCUGACGCAAAACCUGCCUAGGCAAUGGUUAACGUCAUUGAAAGUUGAGACUGCAGAAACCUGUAAGAACUCGGAGGAGGUGAUCACUGUGAUUGAAGCUCCUCGCCAGUCGGAUUUGAUGGUAGAGUUAAUAAAGAAAUUGAAGCCCCAGGUGGUAGUCACUGGCAUAGCUGAAUUUGAGUCUGUUACUAGUUCUGCCUUUGAACACCUUUUGGAUACUACUAGAGAAACUGGAUCUCGUCUUUUUAUAGACAUAUCAGACCACUUUGAGCUAUCUAGCCUCCCUAGUUCCAAUGGGGUCGUAAAGUAUCUUGCUGGAUCUCCUCUUCCUUCACAUGCAGCAAUUGUUUGUGGCCUAUUGAAAAACCGGGUUUAUUCUGAUCUUGAAGUCGCUUUUGUGAUAUCAGAAGAAGAAACAGUUCUUAAAGCAUUGUCCAAGACUCUGGAACUUUUACAAGGGAGUACUGCACUAAUUAGUCAAUACUAUUACGGCUGCCUCUUCCAUGAGCUUCUAGCAUUUCAGCUUGCAGAUAGACAUCCUGCAGUAGAGAGAGGAGCUCAAAAGGGGAAAGCAAGUGAGAUGAUUGGCUUUUCAAGUGCAGCGAUAUCUGUCCUUGAUCACGCUGAGUUGUCUAUCACUGAAGCAGACAACUCUUCUUUGAUCCACAUGGACGUGGAUCAAAGCUUUUUGCCAAUUCCAAAUGCAGUAAAGGCUGCUAUCUUCGAGAGUUUCUCAAGACAGAACAUUGUAGAGUCAGAGACUGAGGUAACAAGGGGGGUAACUCAAUUUGUUGGCAGCAGUUAUGGUUUCCCAACAGAUGGCAGCACAGAGUUUUUGUAUGCUGACCGUCCUCUAGCUCUUUUCAAUAAGUUGGUCCUUUGCUGCCUUCAAGAAGGUGGAACCUUGUGCUUCCCAGUUGGAUCAAACGGGAAUUAUGUCGCUGCUGCAAAGUUCUCGAGAGCAAAUAUUCUAAAUAUCCCAACCAGUUCUGAAGUAGGCUAUAAAUUGACAGAAAAUACUCUUGCUAGAGUGUUUGAGACUGUGAAUAAACCUUGGAUCUAUAUUUCUGGACCAACUAUCAAUCCCACUGGAUUACUUUAUAGUAAUGGAGAGAUGAAAGAUAUAUUAUCAGUCUGUGCAAAGUUUGGGGCUAGGGUGAUAAUUGAUACAUCAUUUUCGGGUGUCGAAUAUAACGAUGGCUGGGGUGGCUGGGAAUUGAAGUCUACUUUAGCAGCACUAACUUCAUCUGCCAAACCAUCUUUUUGUGUUUCAUUGCUGGGGGGAUUGUUUCUGAAGAUGCUUACUGGAGGACUGAAUUUUGGUUUUCUACUUCUGAAUCAGCCUUCUUUGAUUGAUGCUUUUAAUAGCUUUCCUGGGUUAAGCAAACCACACAGUACUAUUAAAUACGCAGUCAAGAAGUUGUUGGAUCUCAGAGAGCAAACAGGAGGAAGCCUACUGAAUUGUGUUGGUGGGCAGGAAAAGGUUAUGGAAACCAGAUAUGAGCGCUUCAAAGAGACCCUUCAAAAUUGUGGUUGGGAGGUACUAGAAGCUCAUGCAGGUCUUUCUAUGGUAGCAAAGCCAUCUGCCUAUCUUGGUAAAUCCAUCAAGGUCAGUGAAAAUUCAGCUGCCUGGGAAGCCAAGCUUGAUGACUCAAAUAUUAGAGAAGCUAUGCUUAGGUGCACUGGUUUGUGCAUUAAUAGUGCUUCUUGGACGGGAAUUCCUGGUUAUUGUCGGUUCACAAUUGCCUUGGAAGAUGGUGAAUUUGAGCGCGCAUUGAACUGCGUUAUCAAAUUCCAAAAAGCUUUUGGUAAUUGAGAUGCAUACAAUCUUGCCAUUGCUUCUUCACAUUUUCACAACUUGGUGGUUGUGAAGCUUUGAGAUAAAAAUAUGCUCUUAAUACACGUCUCGCUGUUUGAGGCUGCCUUUCUUUCUCUUUUUCUUUAUCCUUCAUGCGCAUGUUUCUAGAUUGUUCCCACGGUUAUGAAGUUGGGCUCGCUGGAUGACAAUAUAUUUUGUCUCGAACAUAAUGAUGAAAGGUGUCUCAUUCAUCUCCAUUAUGAUUCUGCUCCAGUCUCGAUUUCUUUGUAAAGACACAAUCUCGUGUUUCUGCUGGAUAAGAAACUUAAGCGAACCAAUUUUGCGAGGUGAUACUACAAAAGUUUUAUCGAAGAGAGAUUCCAUCCAUGGUUAUCUUGAA
This is a messenger RNA of Coffea eugenioides, 3743 nucleotides long. RefSeq names its product methionine S-methyltransferase. Gene Ontology annotation, biological process: biosynthetic process. The transcript is spliced from 12 exons. The record is from RefSeq and is a predicted model, not a curated record. NCBI's taxonomy places the organism in Eukaryota, Viridiplantae, Streptophyta, Magnoliopsida, Gentianales, Rubiaceae. Gene Ontology annotation, molecular function: methyltransferase activity; pyridoxal phosphate binding. Bases 107 to 3361 code for a protein of 1084 amino acids.